AUGCAUCUCGCGUUCCAUGUGCCUCGCUCAGUUACCCAGCUAAUCAGUUGCCAGCUUGAGCUUGCCCGUGGUCUCCUGGCUUCGAAUACAAGACGACUCCGGCCAACUACACCUUCCUGCUUCAACAUCACGCCAACCUGUUUCUCAAGGUCGAACUCAUCUACGGUACAAUACCAGCCGUCUACAUCUCGGAACAUGUCGCCCAAGCAGAAAAAACAACCGGCUGAUCCAAGGCCCAGUUCGAGCGUGGUAUUAAUUUCACCAAAGAACGAGAUACUUCUACUUCAUCGCGUAAAGACAUCCACAUCUUUCGCAUCGGCCCACGUCUUUCCCGGAGGAAAUCUAUCUCUCCAGGACGGGAGGUGUCCACCACCUGGAGAUCCAAAGAGGCAUGAAGAUGCGUCCUGGUAUCGCAGCGCCGCUAUUCGCGAAUUGUUUGAGGAGAGCGGUAUCCUCCUUGCCAAGGACCAAGGCUCAGGAAAAAUGCUCGCAGUGGGGGAAGACGAGCGCGAGAGAGGCCGACGUGAAAUCCACCAGAAACAAACUACGUUUUCUGAAUGGUUGAAGAAGCAGAAUGCUUCUGCUGUUCCAGAUAUAGACAACCUAAUUCCGUUCACACGAUGGAUAACCCCCAUAAAUGUCCCCAAGCGCUACACUACCCAGAUGUACCUCUACUUUCUACCUCUGCCUCUGGAGUCGGAAAAGUCCUUAUUAAGCGAGAUCCCCGCGGAGGGCGAACGAGAGGAGAUCCAAAUCCCAACGAGCGAUGGGGGUGUCGAAAUUGCAGAAGCACAGUUCCUACCUGCAUCUGAGUGGCUUAGGAAAGCGGCGCGAGGCGAGAUCAUCCUUUUCCCGCCGCAGUUCGUCCUGUUGAGCCUGGCUGCGCAGUUCCUAGACAAGGAGCCCCGGCAGAUAGCGCCUGAUGAGCUGCAGCGGAGGCGCGAGCAACUAAUAGAGUUUGUCUAUUCUGGAAGCCCUCCAUGGACUGAAAAAUGCAUCUCUCCUAAAGUUGGCAAAUUUGCCGAAGAUGGACGUGCUGUUCUGACACUGGAACAUCCUGGUCCAGAGCUGGAGGGGACAGAUCGCCGAGGGGAAUCGGAACGGGCAGUCCUUGUGCGAUUUAAGAAUGGAAGUGCUCGCGAGCUCAGUCUUGCUUGGAAGAAGGACAUCUUUCCUGGAAGAAAGAGCAGCCUAUGAUAGAAUAGAUGUUGCCAAUGCCAAGAUAAUUUUAUUCCG
Molecule: messenger RNA, 1236 nt
Organism: Aspergillus nidulans FGSC A4
Lineage: Eukaryota; Fungi; Ascomycota; Eurotiomycetes; Eurotiales; Aspergillaceae
Product: NUDIX hydrolase
Exons: 3
Coding region: 1-1197 (398 amino acids)
Molecular function (GO): hydrolase activity, acting on acid anhydrides, in phosphorus-containing anhydrides; metal ion binding; hydrolase activity
Source: RefSeq, a predicted model, not a curated record